This is a messenger RNA of Polyodon spathula (Mississippi paddlefish), 4903 nucleotides long. Its product is annotated as capping protein inhibiting regulator of actin dynamics-like. The record is from RefSeq and is a predicted model, not a curated record. NCBI's taxonomy places the organism in Eukaryota, Metazoa, Chordata, Actinopteri, Acipenseriformes, Polyodontidae. Gene Ontology annotation, biological process: negative regulation of barbed-end actin filament capping; maintenance of gastrointestinal epithelium.
AGCAUGGAUACUCGUGCUUUUUCACAUGACAGUAUUUUUAUCCCAGAAGGUCCAGAAGAAGACAACCAUUCUGAGCAAGUCAUGUCCCAAGAAAACACCACUGACAAAGUCAAAAGCCUCCAGAGACAGAUAGCCCACGAUAUAAAAUUUGGCCAGAAACCAAUGUCAGUCUCUGUGAGAAAUACAGAGGAUGCUGGAGGGAGUUCUGAGGAUGAGGAGCUACCAAGAAACCCUGUUAAGGUCUUUGCACAGAUGGAAGCGAAGUCAUCAGAUUCAGGAACACAGCCUACUGAUAUUCGCAAACACAGUCCUUUAUCCGAAGCAGGAAUAGGCAGUGGUGAAGAAAAGCAGGCUACUCCAGUUAAAUCUCUGAGGCCAAAAGCAGCAACAGCAGGCACAAUUGAAUCUAUUAACCUUGAUGCAGUCCCUCUUUCUGGAUCCCGUCUGGAUAACACUGCCGCUAAACACAAAUUAUCCAUAAAGCCAAAAAACCAGAGGGCAUCCAAGAAACACCAGAGACUAACACUGGACCAGCAAUCCCUUGUCCUUCCUGAGUUAGAGGAGACAAAAGGUAAAAAACAUACAGAAGUAAAAAGUAAGCAGGAAGAAAACAAGCAUAACCAAUCCAAGGAACAAGAGAUAUACAAUGAAGACCACGGGCUUAGAGGAUCAAAAGAGGAGAGAAAAAGACAUGAGGAACAUGAGAAACUUCAGGAAUCCAAGAAACAGAAACUUCAAGAAGAACAGAGUCUGAUGGAAGAACAACAAAUGCUGCGUGAAGAAGUUGAAUAUGAAUUGGAAAGACAAAGGCAGUGUGAAAUUGAGGGACAGAAGGCACAUGAAGCAGAAAAACAGCAUCUGUGUGAGAUGGAAGAAAGGCUGCAUAAGAUGGAAGAAAUAAAGCUACAUGAGGAGAGAGAGGAACAGAGGCAAUGUGAAGGUGAAGCACAGAGAAUGCAUGAAAUUGAACAUGAAAUAGAGGCACAGAGACAAUGUGAGGCUGAAGAACUGGGGUUGCAUGAAAUAGAGGCACAGAGACAAUGUGAGGCUGAAGAACUGAGGCUGCAUGAAAUAGAGGCACAGAAGCAGCAUGAGAGUGAAGAAAGAAAGCAAAGUGAAAGGGAAGAACAGGAGCUGUAUGAAAUAGAGAAAGAGAAACAAUGCAAAGCUGAAAAGAGGCAACAUGAAGCUGAGGAGCAGAAGCUUAGAGAAAUGGAAGAACUCCGACUUCAAGAGCUUGAAAGAAAAAAGAAACAGGAAGAACAAAUAGCAGAGGAACAGAAGAAGAAAGAAGAAAAGGAAAAGCAAGAAGAACUAAAACAAUUAGAUAUUGAAGAGGAAAGAAAACAUAAUAUAGAAGAGAAAGAGAAAAACAAUGAAGCAAAGAGACAAAAGCAAGAGGGUUUAAAAAAAAGCCUUGAUCCUCAAGAACAGGAAAGAAUAGGAGAGGAACUUAGGUGGCAAGAAAUGGAGGAGAGACAGACCAUGCCAAGACCUUUCACAUUUAAAGUAUCCUCCGGAGAAAAGCCAGUUAUAUUUCAGAAGGUUAACCUAUCGCCUGUGACACUAUUAAACCAGCAAGUCAGUCCAUCAGAUACAGAGUCAGAGCCUUCACCAAAAGCAGACAAAGGUUCUCAUUUCUCAUUCCUUCCUCACACAGCCUUUUUGGUAACAGGAGCCCAGCUUUGUGGCACAGCGGUGAAUUUGAACCAGAUUAAGGAUACAGCCUGUAAGUCUUUACUUGGUUUAGCUGAAGACAAGAAAGCCAGGGAUAUACCCCCAGUUGAAAGUGUAAAUAAAACUUAUCCUGAAGGAAAACCUAGAACUAGAACAAGAUCCACCCACGAGUCAACAGAUAACCAGUCAAGUGCUGCAAUAUUAGCAGAGUGGGCCACUAUCAGGUCCAAGAUCCUUAAAAGUGCAGAAAAUGGAAAGCAGUCUGAGAGAGAAGUAAGACAUCAUGGUAGACUUAGUGAUGACUACACCCAAAAAGGGGUUACUGAUUUACACAGCAACCUUAGAAAAACUAUGUCUGCAAAUGCAAAGUUCUCUAUUACACCUGCAUGGCAAAAGUUUACAGAUGGCGCCAAAACCAAUGAGAACGUGAAUACAAAGUCUGUGCAUGAAAUAGAAAAAGAAAGCACACGAACAGGGGCUUUGUCUCUAGAUUUAGCUGCAUCUCCUCCCUUAGCUAAUAAAACUAAAGACAGUGGAACCAAAGACAAAGUUGUGAAGUCAGUAAGGAUAGUGGAUAGCACUGAAAGUUGUGUAUUUGCCAAAGAUCUUCCAUCUUUUCUGGUCCCAAGCCCUCCUCACAUUUCAAACAAAGGACGUUUCUUGUCUGAAUCCCAGAGUCCUCCAGAGAAUCAAGAUGUAGCCAGUCCUCUGAAAAAAGUCGAAGGAACUGACAAAAAGGGACAGAAUAUUAAUGAUAAACCUUCUCCUUUUGGCAUCAAGUUGAGAAGGACAAACUACUCUCUUAGGUUUCACAAUGAACAGCAGGCAGAUCACAAAAAAAAGAAAAGAUACAGUGCUGGAGACAAUUUUGAAGGUGUCCCAACUCCUCUCAUCCCAUUUGGCCAUGAAAGAGACAUACCUGUGUUUCCCAAUAAACGUAGUCCACCUUCCACACCAUCAAUCAGAGAAACAACAGACAACAGUGCCACUAAUGUUCCACAAAAUGCAUCAGAACCAAAGUCGACACCAAUUAAAAUUAGCAUUCCAGUAUUAUGCAGCGAAAGUGAAAAGCUUCCCUUAAAAUCCCCGCUUUACCAGAAACCAUUUCUUGCCCCCAAGCCAGCCCUUGUUACCACGCCAUCUUCUCCCCUUGCUAAAAUGGACAAAUGCAGUUUUGGUAGGACUGUAGCUCAGAGGACUACAAAAGAGGAUUUAGCUGCAGAACAGAAAAAGGAAGAAAUGAAAGCUGAUGCCUCUCAAAAAAGCCAGCAUGAUGAGGAAGAGACAAAGGAAAAAAGAUCGUUCUUCUCAUCCAUUAACAUACCUUGGAGGGAAAAAACAGACAGGAAAACAGAGCUUAUCAGGAGAGAAAAGCCCAGUCUUCAAAGCAGGCAUUCUCUCGAUAGCUCUAGAAUAACAGAGAAAGGGGACUCGCCGCAGCCCCUGUGGAUCACCCUGGCCCAGCAGAAACAGAAGGGCUUCAGAGAGCAGCAGUCCACUCGAGAGGAGAGGAAGCAGGCAAAAGAAGCCAAGCUGGUGGAGAAACAAUCAAAAAACAAUGGCGGGGUUAUUAGUCCAACUGAUAACAAAGAACCCAGUUCUAAUCAAAGAUUGCAGAAACCUCCAGUUAAGGAGGAAGAAAAGAAGCCUGACACUAUUUUAUCUAGAUUUGAACGCAGGGAACAACUGAAAAAGUCCAACACACUUCCUAAUUCUGUUACAGUUGAAAUUUCAGACUCGACUUGCUCGACGCCAUCAGUGAAAGAAGUAAACAAGAGAUUUCCGAAUUCAGAUUCAGCUCAAGUGUCAACAGAACCUGCUUGGUUGGCCCUGGCCAAGAGGAAAGCAAAGGCUUGGAGCGAUUGUCCCCAGAUUAUCAAAUAGUCUCACACACAAUACCUGCCGUAUCACUGUUGCAUGUUUACUACUUUUCUACAUUUUUAUUGUGUUACUUUUACGUACUAGGGAUCACAACCAGGGUUGACCACACCUCACUUUUAGGCCCUAAAAGAUCCUGGCUGAGAACAGUCAAACAUAAGAUUUUGUUGGGUCUGCAGCUUGCAUUCUACUCUGUACUAUGGAGUGUAUGGACUGACUUUGUAUGUUUUUAUCGGUAUCGACUGCCAUUUUCAGCCAAACAGAGCAACUGGGCCAAACCUGUCUUAUGAAAUGAUCUUCUCUUAUCUUAAGGGUGUAAAUGAACAAAGCAUGUCUUGAAAGGCCCUGUGUCCAAAACCUUGUGAGUAUAAUACAGCUUUAACAACGAUAAUGUAUCUCCACUAGUUGUCCUUCAUGUCUGCCUGCUGCUUUUACUACAAUACACCAGAAGGUAACAAUGUCUUAAGGGCUAGCAUUUCACAAAGCAAAUACUUGACCUGCCUUCCCAGCACUUCAUUCUGUAAUAAACAGAUGGAGCCAUUUACCGCAAGCAUGCAAAUGUGAGUAGAAUUCAUGUUAUGUUGAAUGUGAAGUCAUAAAUAUUUGCUUAUUUUAGACAUUUUUUUUUUAAAUUACCUUUGAUUACAGAACUGCUCAGUCAGUUGACACACAGAUCUUUAUGAACAUUGUGUUUCCUGUCACAGUAAAAAAAUGCUACUGAUUUAAACCACUUGUUUUAUUAUAGAGCUUAAUGAGAUAGAUCAUGAAAUAGAUACAUAUGUGAGAUGCGUGCAAAAAGCAUUUUACACAUUUUUUUCAAGACUCACAUUCAUUGUAAAUACAGUUCUUUUAAACAUUCUUGGUUUUGUUUAUUAUUAAUGAUUUCCAGUGACCUAUGGUAAGAAAGCAAAUAUCUAGUCAGCCAAUAUGUACUUUUGUUUUUAACUUGUCACAUAAGUUCAGCACUAAGAAAUUUGCACUAAAACACACAAGUAUUAUUGUACUGUGGUUUAUGAUAUGCUUAUCAAUAAAUAAUAGUUGCAUAGUAACGUAUUUAAUAAAAUAUUAAUCUUUUUUUUUUUAACUAAAAAAAUUCACACAUUAUCCUAUCGCUGUUUAACAGCAUGAAUCAAUGGUAUGUUUUAUUCUGUUGAAGCCUUGGAUCAGUCACUUAAUGAGACCAUUGCAAGCAGAUUAUAUGUUCAUCACAUUAGCUUCUUGUGCUGUGUAAAAAGUAACAAGUUAUAUAAAACCUUAGAUGUAUGUAUAAAAGUAAUUUUAUGGUACAUUAAUGUAGUUUUAUUUAAUUUUUAGAUUGUUCCAAAGUGCAAUUGGUCUUUUUCUAUUU